Messenger RNA from Trichomonas vaginalis G3, 2961 nucleotides. Its product is annotated as putative phospholipid-transporting ATPase family. Gene Ontology annotation, cellular component: endosome; trans-Golgi network; plasma membrane. The transcript has a single exon. Gene Ontology annotation, biological process: phospholipid translocation; endocytosis; retrograde vesicle-mediated transport, Golgi to endoplasmic reticulum. NCBI's taxonomy places the organism in Eukaryota, Parabasalia, Trichomonadida, Trichomonadidae. Gene Ontology annotation, molecular function: magnesium ion binding; ATPase-coupled intramembrane lipid carrier activity; ATP hydrolysis activity. Bases 1 to 2961 code for a protein of 986 amino acids. The record is from RefSeq and is a predicted model, not a curated record.
AUGAUGAUUGAGGGCCGGAGACCACCUUCUGACAGUCAAGCAUCAUCUGACGGAUAUGAAAUUGUUAGUGUGGAAGAUACUCAUGAAGAAUUUAGGAAAUUUACUUUUGAAGCAAAUUAUAACUUUCCAAAUAACAUGGUUUCACAUCAAAAAUAUACGAUAUUCAACGUUAUUCCAAAGUUUUUAUUCGAUCAAUUCAAGUUUUUCUUCAACUUCUUUUAUUUAGCAAUUACAUUAACUCAAUUUAUCCCAAUAUAUAGAAUUGGUUUCCUUGUAACAUACAUUACUCCACUCUGUUUUGUGCUAGCUGUAUCAUUUAUCAAAGAAAUGUGGGAUGAAUAUAACAGAUGGCGUCGCGAUCGUGAAUUGAACUACCAAAAAUACACUUUAGUCACACCAGUAGGUCCAGUUCAAAUAAAUUCGAAAGAUCUUCGUGUUGGUCAUAUCAUUUCCGUUCAUUCUGGUGAAAGAAUCCCUGCAGACUUGAUAAUCUUACAAACCUCAGAUGCUAUCGGUUCAACAUUCAUCAAAACAACACAAUUGGAUGGAGAAACAGACUGGAAACUACGCAGAUCAAUACCUUUAACUCAAGCAUCUGCAGAUUUAUUCAACCUUUACAAUGUUCAAUUUGAGAUUGAGUCACCACGACCACAAAUUUACGAUUUCUCUGGCCGUGUACGCAUUGGCCAGCAGACGAUUCCUAUCAGCGUCGAAUCUACAGCAUGGGCAGAUACAUCUGUCGCUUCAGGAAGCAUCGUAGGCGUUGUUGCUUAUACAGGACAUGAAACAAAGCCAGCAUUGAAUGGUGCUCCGACAUCACAAAAGGUUGGAAAAGUAGAUUUAGAAAUUAAUAAUUAUUCAAGUGUAUUAUUCUUCCUUUUAUUCACUUCUUCGUUUAUUUUUACAUCACUUGUUGGUUUCUCAUCGAAUUCUCAUGUUCUUCUUGUCAGAUUUGUACUUUUGUUCUCAUUUAUUAUUCCAAUUUCGAUGAAAUGCAACUUAGAUGUCUCCAAGAUGGUUUACAGCUUCAGAAUCUCUCAUGAUCAAUCCAUUAAAGGCGCAAUCAUGCGAAAUUCAGCUCUUCCUGAAGAACUAGGCCGUGUUGAAUACAUUUUUACAGACAAAACAGGAACAUUGACGAGAAACGAGAUGGAAUUCAAGAAACUCCAAAUCGACAACGUCAUUUUCAAUCAGAACUCAAUGCUAAUAGACAUAGAGCACCUCAAAGCAUUCCUUAGUUUAGCUCUUUGCCAUUCAGUCACUGUUACAGAAGAAGGAUUCCAAUCUUCAUCACCAGAUGAAAUUGCUUUAGUUACACAGGCACAAAGAGUUGGCUACAAACUGUUGAACCAUGAUGACAGAGCAAUAAAAAUACAGAUGCCGGAUGGUAACGUAGAAGUCUUCAAUAUCAUUGCUGUUCUUCCUUUUUCGAGUGUUUGGAAAUCGAUGUCAGUUGUUGUUCAACACGAAAAAUACGGAAAUUUACUCAUCUCGAAAGGUUCUGAUUCUUCAAUCAAAGCAAUGUGUCCGCCUUCAGAAUGGGUCGAUGAAGUUGUAGGAAACCUCGCAAGAGAAGGCUUGAGAACAUUAGUCUUUGCAUACAAGAUCCUUUCACAGUCAGAAUUAGAUGAUUUCAUGCUACAUUACGAAGAAGCAUCAAAAAGUGUCACAAAUCGUGGCCAAAGAAUUUUAGAAAGUUUCAAGUUAAUUACACAUGGAAUGACAUUACAAUGUGUCACAGGUGUUGAAGACAAACUACAAGAAAAUGUCGCCGAAACACUUGAAAGCCUUGAAGCAGCAAAUAUCAAAAUAUGGAUGUUGACAGGUGAUAAAUUAGAAACAGCGAUUUGUGUUGCAUUGUCAAGUCGUCUGUUUUCAAGGGAUGUUGAUUACAAGAUUAUCCAAACAAUGCAGGAUAUAUACAAGAUGCUAGAGAUUGACCAGAACAAUGUUCCUCCUAUUGUCAUUGAUGGAACAGUUCUCGAGCAAUCCAUCGAACAACAUCCUGAUUUAUUCUUGUCAUUCGCUGUCAAAUCUCCUGCUGUUGUUGUUUGCCGUUGCAGUCCAAGUCAGAAAGAAUUAGUCGUCAAAUCAGUGAAAGGAGUUGUCAGUUGUGCAGUUGGCGAUGGCGGAAACGACGUCUCAAUGAUACAGGCAGCAUCAGUUGGCGUAGGAAUUGUCGGAAAAGACGGAAAACAAGCAUCAAUGUCUGCUGAUGUUUCCAUUAACUCUUUCUGUCAUUUGGAAAGAUUACUUUUAUGGCAUGGAACUAACUCUUACAAACACACAAGUAGAUUAAGUCAGUUCGUUAUGCAUAGAGGAGUAAUCAUGACAGCUACACAAGCCAUAUAUUCCUUAUUGUUUAACAUUGUUCCUUCUCCUUUGUACAAUGAUUGGUUGAUGAUGGGUUUUGCGACGGUUUUUACAAACUUUUCCGUUUUCUCGUUGAUUUUCGACACUUUUGUCGACGAACAUACUGUAAUAGCGUUCCCUGAACUGUACCACAAAUGCCAGAAGGGAAGAUACUUGUCUGCAAAGACAUUUAUCGGAUGGACAUUGUUGGCAAUUUACCAAGGUUUCAUAAUUGUCUUCCUUUCUUCAAGCGUUUUUGGUAUCUAUGGAAGAGACACAAGAGACCUCCAAUCAAUUUCAUUUACUUCUAUGAUUUUCACAGAAUUAUGUCUGAUAUGCGUUGAAAUCAACAGAUUUAAUAUACUCAGUGUUUGCGCAGAGAUUCUUUCAGUGACACUAUACUUGAUUGCGAUGUUUAUGCUCACUGAAGCCUUCGACAUCACUUUCAUUUUGACAUGGGAGUUUUUGUUCAAGAUUUUGUUAGUUACUUCCAUUGCAGUACUUCCUAUUGUAGUUAUUGAGCUCAUAUCCAAGAAAUUUGCUCCAACACACGAAGAUCAGCUUAAGAGUAAUGCAAUUUCAGAUUCUAACAAUUUCUUUAUCUUAUAA